This is a messenger RNA of Oncorhynchus tshawytscha (Chinook salmon), 4394 nucleotides long. RefSeq names its product juxtaposed with another zinc finger protein 1. NCBI's taxonomy places the organism in Eukaryota, Metazoa, Chordata, Actinopteri, Salmoniformes, Salmonidae. The transcript is spliced from 5 exons. The record is from RefSeq and is a predicted model, not a curated record. Gene Ontology annotation, cellular component: nucleus. The coding region runs from base 368 to 1099 and encodes 243 amino acids.
AUGCUAGUCCAAUUGUGUCCUGGGUCACGGCUGGCUAUGACAGCCUGGGUCUGUAGUGAUGCAGUGCCUUAGAUUGCUGCACCACUCUAGAGGCCCUAAAUUGACAGUUUUUUUAUGGGGAUUUUUGAUCAUGCUAAAUAGAUUUCCGCGCGGGCGCGGACAUCGACCUUUUGAAGAAAACACAUUGUAAGCGGGGUUUAUGACUUUGUGGCUGUGGUAACUACUGACAACCUCCAGCUGCGUUUGCCGCUGCUGUGACUGUCCUGCCUGGCCGCCCGGUGUCUGAUACGCUGCUCCCCUGCUCCUUCCCUGGAUCCAAAGCCCGCCUCGGCUACCGAACUCCCAGUGAAUGCACUAGUCAGCAACCAUGACAGGCAUCGCCGCCGCGUCUUUCUUCUCCAACUCCUGCAGGUUCGGGGGUUGUGGGCUCCAGUUCGAGUCUCUGGCCGAGCUCAUCGUCCAUAUCGAGGACAAUCACAUCGACACAGAUCCUCGUGUUCUGGAGAAACAGGAGCAACAACAGCCCACUUACCUGGCCCUGAGCUACAUCAACAGGUUCAUGACGGAUGCGGCGCGUCGGGAGCAGGAGACCUUGAAGAAGCGGGCCACGCCCAAACUUUCCCUGUCAAUCACAGGGGGUGUGUCUCGAAACAGCGUGGCCACGCCUCCACGCCACAGCAACGGCAACCUGACUCCUCCUGUGACUCCACCCAUCACACCCUCCUCCUCCUUCCGUAGCAGCACACCCACAGGCAGUGAGUAUGAUGAUGAGGAGGUGGACUAUGAGGAGUCAGACAGUGAUGAGUCCUGGACCACGGAGAGUGCCAUCAGCUCGGAGUCUAUCCUCAGCUCCAUGUGUAUGAAUGGAGGGGAGGAGAAACCCUUCGCCUGCCCUGUGCCUGGCUGCAAGAAGAGAUACAAGAAUGUGAACGGUAUUAAAUACCACGCCAAGAACGGCCACCGGACACAGAUCCGUGUGCGGAAGCCCUUCAAGUGCCGCUGUGGGAAGAGCUACAAGACGUCCCAGGGCCUGAGACACCACACCAUCAACUUCCACCCGCCCGUCUCCGCCGACAUCAUCCGCAAGAUGCAGGGCUAGAGACGAUCGUCGUGACAACCCCUGGUCACACCCCACCAUUUAUACCCCCCCAAACCCUAUUCCUCACCAGCACUACCCACCCAACCACCCCAAACCUUUUCAAUUGUCAAUAUCCACCUCACCUCUUCCAACCACCCAAAACAUAUCCCUAUCCCUUCUGGCCCAACAUAGGGGUGACAACCCAAACCCCUAUCCCUUUUGGCCCAACAUAGCGGUGACAACCCAAACCCCUAUCCCUUCUGGCCCAACAUAGGGGUGACAACCCACACCCCUAUCCCUUCUGGCCUAAUCUUAGGGGUGACAACCCAAACCCCUAUCCCUUCUGGACCAGUCUUAGGGGUGACAACGCAAACCCCUAUCCCCUCUGGCCUAAUCUUAGGGGUGACAACCCAAACCCCUAUCCCUUCUGGCCCAACAUAGGGUUGACAACCCAAACCCCUAUCCCUUCUGGCCCAAUCUUAGGGGUGACAACCCAAACCCCUAUCCCUUCUGGCCCAAUCUUAGGGGUGACAACCCAAACCCCUAUCCCUUCUGGCCCAAUCUUAGGGGUGACAACCCAAACCCCUAUCCCUUCUGGCCCAAUCUUAGGGGUGACAACCCUUAUCCCCUCUGGCCUAAUCUUAGGGAUGACAACCCCUAUCCCGUCUGGCCCAAUCUUAGGGGUGACAACCCAAACCCCUAUCCCUUCCUGCCACACACUAAAGGAUCUAGUGCAUGCUUUAAGUUGUUUAGACUUUGUCUUGUAUUAUGUUGUAUGGUUUUGACAUGCUAUCUCUAUAGGCUUAGUUUUGUUGUUGUACAUUUGCACAUUCUCAUGCUAUCACAACAAUUGUCCUUACUUUUUGUAUUGACAUACGGUGCUAACUGUAAAAAAAAUAUAUAUAUUAAAAAAAGGGGAGUAAUGUGAGAGAAGGAUGAGGGCAAGAGGAGGAAGGAGUGGAUGGAUGGAGUUGUGUUUAACAGUCUAUAUAUAGAUAUAUAAACAAUAGAUGUGUGUGUAUAUACAAAUAUAUAAGUAUUCAUAACCAUAUACAAAAUAGUUGCUUUAUUUUAUACUUUAUUUUUCAAUAUAUUUUCCAGAUAUUUUAUCGAUAAGUGUGUUUCAUUCCUCAACCCCCUGAGACAAUCUGUUCUGUGGUGUCAUAGUUCAAAGUUGAAACAGCUAGGUGACCUCAGGUCUAGAUAUUCCCAGCAGCAAAAAACAAACUGACUAGAGCUUGAAUUCUAACUUCAGAUCUGUGUACAAAAAAAAAAAAGGUUUCUCCUAUUGCUAUUUAAUGCACGAUUUGUGCUGAAGUUACAUGCAGAUUUCAUGUUAUCAUUUGGCCCAUACAGAGAAAGUAUUGAAUCGCUUCAUUCCCACUGUUAUAGGACUGAUCCCCAAUGAUUCCGGAAUGUAUUGUCCAUCCUGUAUUCUAGAAGGUUAUUCCAGACUAGUGUGAGCAGACCAGUUGAGGCAUCAUACUGUAUUCUAGAAGGUUAUUCCAGACUAGUGUGAGCAGACCAGUUGAGGCAUCAUACUGUAUUCUAGGAGGUUAUUCCAGACUAGUGUGAGCAGACCAGUUGAGGCAUCAUACUGUAUUCUAGGAGGUUAUUCCAGACUAGUGUGAGCAGACCAGUUGAGGCAUCAUACUGUAUUCUAGGAGGUUAUUCCAGACUAGUGUGAGCAGACCAGUUGAGGCAUCAUACUGUAUUCUAGGAGGUUAUUCCAGACUAGUGUGAGCAGACCAGUUGAGGCAUCAUACUGUAUUCUAGGAGGUUAUUCCAGACUAGUGUGAGCAGACCAGUUGAGGCAUCAUACUGUAUUCUAGGAGGUUAUUCCAGACUAGUGUGAGCAGACCAGUUGAGGCAUCAUACUGUAUUCUAGGAGGUUAUUCCAGACUAGUGUGAGCAGACCAGUUGAGGCAUCAUACUGUAUUCUAGGAGGUUAUUCCAGACUAGUGUGAGCAGACCAGUUGAGGCAUCAUACUGUAUUCUAGGAGGUUAUUCCAGACUAGUGUGAGCAGACCAGUUGAGGCAUCAUACUGUAUUCUAGGAAGUUAUUCCAGACUAGUGUGAGCAGACCAGUUGAGGCAUCAUGCUCUAUUCCAUUUGCCAAGUAUUGUUUCUGGUUUCUUUUCCAUGAUCAUUGCCAACAGCUCUCUACUGCCAAACAUUGACAUUACCAUGUGCCUGAGGGGGGAGAGAGACUGUCAUAAGGUUUCAUCUUAGAGACUCACAAAAGUGUCAAGGAAAUACUGUCUCAUUGCGCCUCAAGUGUGACUGUGUGUGCAUGCUUUUGUCUUAAAGUAUGUGUGUGUGUCGAGAGAUUACACCUACAACCUUUGAUUGCCUUGCGUUGUAGACCACAGCAUUCCAGUAGUCAGUGUGAGUUGCUUCUUAGGAGAGUCUUUCUGCAGUAUCUGAGCUUCUAGUGUUAUUCUUCUUUCUCUGUUAGUCUUCUAUAGUGUUACAAUUUAUGUCUGAGGCUCAAAUGUCAGUGCCAGGUCACUGGGCGAGUCCCAAAUUGCACCCUAUUCCUAUGGGCCCUGGUCAAAAGUAGUGUGCAAUAGAGUGCCAUACCAAGGCUAUUGCUCCUGUAGAGCAGGAGAGUGGUGGACAUGUGAUCCAGUUGGGAUAUCAUGCUUUCAGAGUACAGUGGAGUGGUGGAAUGUCAGUGGUGCCAUUUUGUCAAAACAUUUCUAACCUGUGAUGAUCCCCCACCACACACGGGUGUGGCAAAGUGCCGUUAAGGUCAGGGCCCGUAUUCACAAAGCAUUUCAGAGUAGGAAUGCUGAUCAGAUUUUCCUUUUAAAAUCGUAGGAGGGGGGACCUGAUCCUAGAACAGUACUCCUACUCUGAGAUGCGUUGAACACAGGCCCAGGAAACAAGACAGAAAGAAAAUGGCAGUGAAAGAGGAAGGUAGCAUCGUUGGGGUAGUGUUUUUGUGUGGCGUUCCGGACUCUGUGCCGGGUUUUCCGUACUUGGAAGCCUUGGCUCCGUAGCAGCUUUCUGGCAAGGGAUCGGAGAUGCAGGUCGCCAUGGUUACACUUUAACAGGGCGACUAACAGUAUUAGUGGGGAUGGGAGGAUUACAUUAGCCGUGUGUGUAUGAGGGGGACUAUUUCGAUAUACUGUGUACAGUGAAUGUAUUGUAAUGUGUGUCUUAAGUGCUUUUAAAUUAUAUUUUCAUAUGUUUCCUAUUUGUGCAGAGGUUAUGAGUAGGGAGACCUGUGUACUAUGUCAAACUGUCUUUAUAUACAAGAAGCUGCUUCAUAAAUGUAAAACGCCAUUACAUAAAACAACUCUGGAGCCCA